Chaetura pelagica (chimney swift) is the source of this 1218-nucleotide messenger RNA. It is a transcript of the gene PHGDH, whose product is annotated as phosphoglycerate dehydrogenase. The record is from RefSeq and is a predicted model, not a curated record. Lineage: Eukaryota; Metazoa; Chordata; Aves; Apodiformes; Apodidae. Gene Ontology annotation, molecular function: phosphoglycerate dehydrogenase activity; NAD binding. The transcript has 10 exons. The annotation marks the transcript as partial.
GGUGUCCUGGUCAUGAACACACCCACUGGGAACAGCCUCAGCGCCGCUGAGCUCACCUGUGGGAUGAUCCUGUGCUUGGCCAGGCAGAUCCCUCAGGCAGCUGCCUCCAUGAAAGAGGGCAAGUGGGACCGCAAGAAGUAUAUGGGCAUGGAGCUGAAUGGGAAGACACUGGCCGUGCUGGGGCUGGGGCGCAUUGGCAGGGAGGUGGCCACCCGCAUGCAGGCUUUUGGCAUGAAGACCAUAGGCUACGACCCCAUCAUUGCCCCCGAAGUCUCGGCUGCCUUCGGCGUGGAGCAGCUGCCGCUGGAGCAGAUCUGGCCCCGCUGCGACUUCAUCACGGUGCACACACCGCUGCUGCCCUCCCUGCGGGCACUGCAGUCGGGGCAGUGCGGCGGAGCUGCCCUCGAUGUCUUCACGCAGGAGCCCCCAAAGGAUCGUGACCUGGUCAACCACCCCAAUGUCAUCUGCUGCCCACACCUGGGUGCCAGCACGCGGGAGGCGCAGAGCCGCUGCGGCAAGGAGAUCGCCAUGCAGAUCGUGGACAUGGCCACUGGGAAGGGGCUGGCUGGGCAGGUCAACGGGCAGGCGCUCAGCAAGGCUUUUGCACCCCAGACCAAGCCCUGGAUAGUCCUGGCCAGGGCCCUGGGCACAGUGCUGCGCAUGGUGGGCAAGCAAGUGCAGGGCAGUGUGCAGGUCUGCACCCUAGGAUCCCCACUGCAAGAGGCUGGGAGCUACCUGACUCCUGCUGUGGCUGCGGGCAUGCUGACUGGAGGGACACAGAAGGAAGUGACCCUAGUGAAUGCUCAGCUACUGGCCCAGGAAGCUGGGCUGAAGGUCACAACCACCCAUGGUGACAUGGCCCCCGAGCCCGACAGCAGUGCUGGCUUGCUGCAGGUGGCCCUGCAGGGCACCUCACACCGGGCAACGGGGACGGUGCAGGGCAGCACCCCAGUGCUGAGGGAGAUCAAUGGGGCCACCUUCAAGCAGCCAGCCCCGUUGACUGGCCCUGUCCUCAUCUACAGAGCCAAAGCCUCUGAGCCCAACACACUGCCUGUGCUUGCCGGGAUGCUGGGGAAGGUGGGGGUCCAGCUCCAGUCCUACCACAGCUCCAGCACAGUGGCAGGAGAGCAGUGGCGCGUCGUGGGGCUUUCAUCCCCCCUGUCUGACCUCAGCGAGCUGAAGUCUCGUGUCACGGAGGCCUUCCAGCUCAACCUGUAA